Mytilus trossulus (common blue mussel) is the source of this 1142-nucleotide messenger RNA. RefSeq lists its product as uncharacterized. The record is from RefSeq and is a predicted model, not a curated record. Gene Ontology annotation, molecular function: protein binding. NCBI's taxonomy places the organism in Eukaryota, Metazoa, Mollusca, Bivalvia, Mytilida, Mytilidae. The transcript is spliced from 2 exons. The coding region runs from base 21 to 1010 and encodes 329 amino acids.
UAUCAUGGCUUGGGAUAUCUAUGGUUACUACGUACCGCAUUUUGUGGGUCAAAUUAUACAAAAAUAUUAGACAAGCCGAAGAAAGAAAUAAGCGAAAACGAAAUGAAAACAUUAAAAUAUUAAACAAAUUAAUAACAAACGACACGGAGGCAUUGCUGAAUUGGAUGAAAGACGACCAAACAGAUACCACAUGGAUGGAACCUGUUACAAAACAUGAAUCCAUAAAAUUUCAAAUGGUAUUGUUGGUCGAUGAAUUCGUUAAUUUUACGUACCGAAUUAUAGUUUUACAAAACUCAACCGUUGAUAAAGAAGCAUUACUUAAAUGGAUUGGGGAAAACGUUAAGAAAAUUACUGUUUGUAAUCGAGAUGACAACAAAGUGGUAACUAAAUUGAUAAAAGACAAUUAUUCAACGUUGACAGAUUCAAUCGUAAACGACAAAAAAACGUUUAUAAGCAUGAUAGCAGGAGACCACGAAAAGUUAGACGAAAAAACUAAACAAGACAUCAAAACUUUAACUGAAAUGAACUGGCCAUCAUCCAGUAACACGUAUAGAAAUUAUGAUAUUAUAGUUUUACCGAAAACAAGCAACAAGAAAACGAUGACUGAACUAGGAGCAAGGGCCCUGUUGGAACCAGAAUGUUUAUCAGCCUUAAAUAUAACUUCAACAACAGUAAAAUUAAAAUGGGUUGAACCAAGUGGAGGAACUGAGUUUAUACACUGUUAUCAGAUAAUAUGUAAGGAACAAAGCAGCAGUGUGCCAUAUUUCUCUGAAACUCCUAGAAAUGCUUGCAUUUUUGUCGUAGAGGGAUUAAAGCCCAACACCGAGUAUGCAUUUAAAAUUCAAGCCAUCAUGAACGGGGGAUAUAAAGGGCCGAUCAGUCAAACCUUAACAGUAUCAACAUUGGAAAUAUCUUAUUAUAGAAUGGCCGAGUUUUUAUAUGUUUUGUUUUACAUUGCAGUUUUAGUAUGGUUCACAUACUUGUUUUGUUAUACUGUGACUACAUCAUAAAUUAUUUGUGCCACUGUUUGUACAUAUUUCAUUUUUUGCGAGAACAAUUAACAUGCCAAAGAUUGAAAAGUACUUCUUAAUCCAUUUAAUCAUUUCUGCUAAAUUAUAAGAAAUAACAUGUUUAAAAUAUGA